UCAAGCUAUCUGCCUCCACUGAUUUUGCCGUCAAACCAAAUUCAGGGCUUCUGUGAGCAUAUUCGGCGUAGAGAAGAGAUAGACGAACUGCAGCUGCUCGUGAGCGUUGAAGAAGUGGCCGCGAAGCCAUCGAGAAGAUGGCGGAGGAAGCAAUUCUCGGUUACCUUGAGAAGAACGUCGAAAUCUCCGAUUCUGGACGGUUCGCCGAUGAGUUUGGACUUGAUCAUAACGAGGUCGUCAACGUCAUCAAGAGUCUCAAUGGCUUCAGAUAUGUCGAUGCUGAAGACAUUAAGAAGGAGAAAUGGAUUCUAACUGAUGAGGGCGAGACAUAUACUGCUACAGGAUCACCUGAGCUGCAGCUAUUCUUGGCAAUUCCACCCGAGGGAAUUCCAAAGGAAGAACUACAGAAAAAGCUUGGUCCAUCUAUUUUCAAAAUUGGCUGUGCUCAGGCAGCAAAGAACAAAUGGGUUGAAAUGGGGAAGCAAUCGAUAUCCCGAAAGGUUCAACAUGUUGAGGACAAGGUGAAAAAUUCACUUCUGCAGAUAAAAGAUGGAAAGGAAGUUCAUGAUGAUGACGUGAAGGCACUCAAAGCAAGAAAGCUGAUUGUAUCACAAACAUGGAAAGGCUAUUCAGUGAAGAAGGGUCCUAGUUAUGCUCCAAGAAGGAAAAAGGCUGCGACAGAUUUGACACGAGAAAAUCUUCAGAGGGGAGACUGGAGAGAACUAGAAUUCAAGGAGUAUAACUUUAAUGCCAAAGGUCAGCCCCUUGAGGGUGGUCAUCUUCAUCCAUUGCUGAAGGUCCGACAGCAAUUAAAAAAUAUUUUUCGUCAAAUGGGAUUUGAAGAGAUGCCUACCAAUAACUUUGUCGAGAGCAGCUUCUGGAACUUUGAUGCAUUAUUCCAACCACAACAACACCCUGCCCGUGAUGCGCACGAUACUUUCUUCUUGCAAGCUCCUGCCAGCACAAGGGAACUUCCUGAAGAUUAUGUGGAGCGGGUGAAACAGGUCCAUGAGAUUGGUGGUUUUGGAUCCAAAGGAUAUGGAUAUGAUUGGAAACGAGAGGAAGCAAAUAAGAACCUACUGCGAACUCAUACUACUGCUGUGUCCUCCAGGAUGUUAUAUUUGCUUGCACAGAAACCAUUUGCCCCCAAAAAGUACUUCUCGAUAGACCGCGUUUUCAGAAAUGAAGCAGUAGAUCGAACCCAUCUUGCUGAAUUUCACCAGAUAGAAGGGUUGAUAUGUGAUCGAGGACUUACUCUUGGAGACUUGAUUGGAGUAUUGUAUGACUUCUUCUCUCGUCUAGGCAUGUCCAAGCUACGCUUCAAGCCUGCUUAUAACCCAUAUACCGAACCCAGCAUGGAAAUUUUCAGUUAUCAUGAAGGCUUUAAGAAAUGGGUGGAAGUUGGAAAUUCAGGAAUGUUCAGACCCGAAAUGCUGCUACCUAUGGGGCUUCCAGAGGAUGUCCGUGUUAUUGCAUGGGGUCUUUCACUCGAGAGACCAACCAUGAUCUUGUACGGUGUUGAUAACAUUCGCGAUCUCUUUGGCCACAAGGUCGAUCUUGGUCUAAUGAAGAAAAAUCCGAUAUGCCGCCUCGGCAUCAAUGCAAGUUGAGUGAAUCAAGCCCAAGAAACACCCAUUUGAUCUUUCAUUUUGGUUUGUGUUGACCAGCAGAAGGCUAAAUUGAUCGUUCAAAUUCUCCUUCUUGCUUAAAUUGGUAAGUACUCAUUCAUUUACUUGAAAAGCCUAUUGCAUCGACACCUCGUUUAAUGAAUUAUUGAGCCAAUGGUAAUUCAAUUGACAAAAACAUGACCUGCUUGAAUUGAGGUUCCAUAUUCUCUUUAUAUGUAAGUUUUGACUUUGAUUAAUUUAUAAUUGAGACGUAGAUUGUUAAUUGGGUGCAGCUUUUUCUAGCCUA
Molecule: messenger RNA, 1914 nt
Organism: Cucurbita pepo subsp. pepo (vegetable marrow)
Lineage: Eukaryota; Viridiplantae; Streptophyta; Magnoliopsida; Cucurbitales; Cucurbitaceae
Product: phenylalanine--tRNA ligase alpha subunit, cytoplasmic
Biological process (GO): phenylalanyl-tRNA aminoacylation
Cellular component (GO): phenylalanine-tRNA ligase complex; cytoplasm; cytosol
Molecular function (GO): phenylalanine-tRNA ligase activity; ATP binding; tRNA binding
Source: RefSeq, a predicted model, not a curated record